UUUACACUUUCGACGACGAUGGCGGCUGCUCCCCCGUUGCCCGUUAAGGACACUCUUGUGGACCCGUACCCGUCAUUAACGUAUUCCCCCUUCUCCACCGCCCUCUCCCCUAUCUCCAAUGCGUAUGACCGCUUCGCGCAAUGGAGAACAGACCUCGGCCUGCCUCAUCCCGGGACCGUGGAGAACCUUCAAAAAGAGAUAAAAUCAACACACCUCACUAACUUUAUGUUCGAUGGCGCACGCGCUGACCUGACGAAAAGUCUCUCCAUGAACCCGCUUUUCCAAGUAACGCACUCGUUUUCUCUUGGGUCUCAAACAGCGCCCCCGUCGUAUAAUUUUGGGGCAAUAUUUGGGAGCUCCAAGUUGUUUUUGCAAGGUGGAGUAGACCAUGACGGAAAUGUCAACGGCCGCUUUAACUAUGGUUGGACGCCAAGCAGUGUGACCAAGCUCCAAGCUCAGCUGUCGUCGCAAGUUGGCCACAACAUGAUUCAACUAGAACACGACCUCCAGGGCCAAGACUAUAGUAUCAACGCGAAAGCCAUGAACCCUUCCCCCGUAGACGGUACCGGCAUCUAUGUCGGCAGCUAUCUGCAGUCCGUCACCAAAAAUCUCGCGCUCGGCGUCGAGGGAAUCUUCCAGCGACCCACUCCGGAUGUCGCCGAGUUGUCGACCACGUAUUUGGCGAAGAUCAUGAGCUCGGACAAAAGCUGGAUAGCGACGGCACAAACGCAGGGGCUCGGUGUCCUGCAGGCCUCAUACUGGCACAAACUGAGCGAGAAGGUGGAUGCCGGUGUGGACAUGCAAGUCAUUGCUCUUCCGAACCGACGGGAGGCCGUUGCUACUAUCGGUGCCAAGUAUGAUCUGCGGUUAGCGACGUUCCGAGCGCAGUUCGACACAACGGGCAAGGUGUCUGCCCUGCUUGAGCAGCGAUUCACCCCCGUCUUCGCAUUCCUGGUGGCUGGCGAGAUUGAUCACUUCAAGAACGCCGCCAAGGUCGGAGUGGGUGUCAUGAUCGAAAGCUCGACGCUGACUCCGGAGGAGAUGGGAAUGGUUCCGCCGCCACAGUAAUUUAGCAUUUAUAUAAUAGACCGUUGCAUCCCCCGUCACCCUACAUAGCAUUAUGAGAUCAAA
Mycena citricolor is the source of this 1131-nucleotide messenger RNA. Lineage: Eukaryota; Fungi; Basidiomycota; Agaricomycetes; Agaricales; Mycenaceae. The record is from the annotation of a GenBank genome assembly.